AUGGACGGCCGUUGCAAGUGCAUUUUGGGAGUUCUGGUAGUAGGUAUCCUCUUGACCAUCAUUCUGGUGCCUCUCUCCUUUAGCUACGUGGAAUACUACGAGUACGGGCUUGCACAGCGCAAAACCACGGGGUCCGUCGAUACCAGCCGUGUCUACGCCAAAGGACGAUAUGCCCUUGGACCAGACUACAAGUUUCUCAAGUACCAAGCCGAUGCUCACGUGGAGACGCUGCGCAGUUUUUCCGUCUUUUCUUCGGGAGAUUCCAAUUCUUCCAUUGGUCUAGAUUUCAAGCUAGAUAUUGACUUUACCUAUCUGCUCAAGAAGGAUGAAAUUGGCGUGGUGCAUCAGGAACUGGCAAGAUCCUAUCAAGGCAUCAUUCUCUCCAGAGCCAAAGAUGCCAUCAAAAACGAAGCUGCCCGUGUCACCUUUCUGCAGUACUUUCAAAACCGCUCUCUCGUAGAAACCAGAUUCCGUGAUGCCGUACAACGACGUUGGGAGAUCAAUCCCUCCUUGCACGCCACACUCGAUCAGUUUCAUCUGGGACGCAUCCAAAUUCCCGAAUCGGUGGCAGGCAAACAACUCGAAGCCAAAAUCCAAAAUGAACGCAACGAUCAAGAAGCUUUCUUACAAGAGGCCGCCAUUGAACGAGAAAUGACGGCCGUACUCGUCAAUAGCAUUGACCUCGAAACGCAAAAAGUACUGCGAACGGCAUUCGCACAGGCAUCCCUCAUUCAAAGUCGCGCUACAUCGCAAGCACGACAACUCAUUGCUGAUGCACAGACCGAUGGAAUUCAACAACUCGUGGCGGCGACAGAAAUUGACGGACAAGAACAAUUGACGGCAUUUACGUACAUUCGGACGCUACAAAAUCGAAGAGGGGACAGCAAUAACAACACGACGGUGGAAAUCAAUUACCUGACGCCCGAGAAUAUUGUCAAGACGCGGGCGGUGUAG
Messenger RNA from Seminavis robusta, 954 nucleotides. The record is from the annotation of a GenBank genome assembly. NCBI's taxonomy places the organism in Eukaryota, Bacillariophyta, Bacillariophyceae, Naviculales, Naviculaceae.